Linum trigynum is the source of this 3006-nucleotide messenger RNA. NCBI's taxonomy places the organism in Eukaryota, Viridiplantae, Streptophyta, Magnoliopsida, Malpighiales, Linaceae. The record is from the annotation of a GenBank genome assembly.
AUGGAGGACGCCUACGCCAGAUCCGUACCGGAGGUUCUGGAUUUCUUCGGAGUGGAGCCGUCGAAGGGAUUAACUGAUUCGCAGGUUGCACUUCAUGCCAAAAUUUACGGCAGAAACGAGCUGCCUGAAGAGUCAAGAACUCCUUUCUGGAAAUUGGUUCUGAAACAGUUUGAUGAUUUGCUUGUUAAGAUACUGAUAGCUGCUGCAAUAGUGUCUUUCAUUUUGACUUUGAUUAAUGGGGAGACUGGCCUGACUGCCUUUGUGGAGCCUUUUGUUAUUCUUUUGAUUUUGGCUGCCAAUGCUGCAGUUGGGGUUAUUACAGAAACAAAUGCUGAAAAGGCUCUUGAGGAGCUACGUGCCUAUCAAGCUGAAGUGGCGACUGUGCUGCGAAAUGGGGGUUUCUCCAUACUUCCAGCAACGGAGCUUGUUCCAGGUGAUAUAGUUGAAGUCACAGUGGGGUGCAAGGUUCCAGCUGACAUGAGAAUGAUUGAGAUGUUAAGUGAUCAGUUGCGCGUCGAUCAGGCAAUCCUAACUGGUGAAAGCAGUUCAGCUGAGAAAGAGCUCGAGUCAACUGUUGCAACCAAUGCUGUAUAUCAAGACAAAACGAAUAUUCUUUUCUCGGGUACUGUGGUGGUAGCAGGCAGGGGAAGAGCUGUGGUCGUCGGAGUUGGUGCUAAUACUGCUAUGGGGAGCAUACGAGAUUCAAUGUUACAUACUGAUGAUGAAGCUACGCCCCUUAAGAAGAAGUUGGAUGAGUUUGGCAGUUUUCUCGCUAAGGUCAUUGCAGGGAUUUGUGUGCUAGUAUGGAUUGUAAACAUAGGUCAUUUUCGCGACCCCGCUCAUGGAGGUUUCUUCGGAGGUGCGAUCCAUUACUUCAAGAUUGCAGUUGCACUUGCAGUUGCCGCGAUUCCUGAAGGACUUCCUGCUGUUGUUACCACGUGUUUGGCUCUAGGAACAAAGCGCAUGGCUCGGUUGAACGCCAUAGUCCGGUCUUUGCCAUCUGUCGAGACUUUAGGUUGCACUACUGUCAUUUGCAGUGACAAGACAGGAACUUUGACUACAAAUAUGAUGUCUGUCUCAAAGAUAUGCGUUUUGGACUCUUUUCACCAUGGUCCAUUGAUCACCGAGUACAGUGUUAGUGGGACCACAUAUGCUCCAGAAGGAAUUAUAUAUGACAACAAUGGAUUGCAGCUUGAACUUCCAGCUAAGUUGCCCAGUCUUUUUCACCUAGCCAUGUGUUCAGCUCUUUGCAACGAGUCCGUCCUGCAAUACAAUCCAGACAAAGCUUGCUACGAAAAAAUUGGGGAAUCAACUGAAGUUGCACUACGGGUUCUAGCAGAGAAGGUUGGUCUCCCUGGUUUUGAUUCUAUUUCUUCUGCACUCAACAUGCUUAGCAAGCACGAGCGUGCAUCUUACUGUAAUCAUUAUUGGGAAAAUCAAUUCCGAAAGGUUUCUACGUUGGAUUUCUCUCGUGAUAGGAAAAUGAUGAGUGUCUUAUGCAUUCAAAAGCACACCCAAAUUAUGUUUUCUAAAGGUGCCCCAGAGAGCAUUUUGUCAAGAUGUUCGCAUAUCCUCUGUAAUGACAGUGGAUCCACAGUUCUUAUGUCUGCUAGCAUUCGGGAUGAAUUAGAGUCAAGGUUCCACAGUUUUGCAGCAAAUGAAACUUUGAGAUGCCUGGCCUUGGCCAUGAAACUGAUACCAAUGGGGCAGCAGAGCCUCUCUCCACACGAUGAGAAGGACCUGACUUUCAUUGGGCUGGUCGGAAUGCUUGAUCCACCAAGAGAAGAAGUGAGGAAUGCUAUGCUCUCGUGCAUGUCUGCUGGUAUACGCGUCAUUGUUGUAACGGGUGAUAACAAGUCAACAGCAGAAUCACUUUGCCGGAAGAUUGGUGCUUUUGAUCAUUUGGAAGAUUUUACUGGGCAUUCGUAUACAGCCUCAGAGUUCGAAGAACUUCCACCUUUGCAGCAAACACUUGCUUUGCAACGCAUGGCACUUUUUACUAGGGUGGAGCCAUCUCACAAGAAAAUGCUGGUGGAGGCUUUGCAACAUCAGAACGAAGUGGUGGCAAUGACUGGUGAUGGGGUAAAUGAUGCACCUGCCCUUAAGAAGGCAGACAUUGGUAUUGCCAUGGGAUCUGGAACAGCUGUUGCAAAGAGCGCAUCUGAUAUGGUGUUGGCCGAUGAUAAUUUUGCUUCUAUCGUGGCGGCUGUUGCAGAGGGGAGGGCAAUUUAUAAUAACACUAAGCAGUUCAUCAGAUACAUGAUCUCCUCAAAUAUCGGUGAAGUUGUUUGUAUCUUCGUUGCAGCUGUACUAGGAAUACCGGACACCUUAGCUCCUGUCCAGCUGCUCUGGGUGAAUUUGGUGACUGAUGGCUUGCCUGCAACUGCAAUUGGUUUCAAUAAGCAAGAUAGUGACGUUAUGAAGGCCAAGCCUCGGAAGAUCAAUGAAGCAGUUGUUAGUGGAUGGUUGUUUUUCCGAUAUUUGGUGAUUGGAGCCUAUGUCGGCCUGGCCACAGUUGCAGGGUUUGUCUGGUGGUUCUUGUACUCAGAUGGCGGUCCUAAAUUACCAUAUAGAGAACUGAUGAAUUUUGACACAUGCCCGACAAGGGAGACAACUUAUCCAUGCACCAUAUUUGAGGAUCGACAUCCAUCAACUGUAUCAAUGACUGUGCUUGUUGUUGUUGAGAUGUUUAAUGCUUUGAAUAAUCUCAGCGAAAAUCAGUCUCUUCUUGUUAUUCCUCCCUGGAGUAAUAUGUGGCUUGUGGGUUCAAUCGCACUAACCAUGCUCCUGCACGUACUAAUCUUAUAUGUCCCUCCGCUGUCUAUUCUUUUCUCUGUGACACCGUUGUCUUGGGCUGAAUGGAAAAUCGUAUUAUAUCUUUCGUUCCCUGUUAUAAUUAUUGACGAAAUCUUGAAGUUCUUCUCAAGAAAAUCUUACGGUAUGAGGUUUGGUUUUCGGUUCCGAAGGAAUGAUUUGCUCCCCAAGAGUGAACGACAUGACAAGUAA